Pangasianodon hypophthalmus (striped catfish) is the source of this 1202-nucleotide messenger RNA. It is a transcript of the gene selenoe, whose product is annotated as selenoprotein e. The record is from RefSeq and is a predicted model, not a curated record. The transcript is spliced from 5 exons. NCBI's taxonomy places the organism in Eukaryota, Metazoa, Chordata, Actinopteri, Siluriformes, Pangasiidae.
AGAGAUGGAGAGGUAUAGAAAGCGGGAGAAAGAGAUAGAAAGGUGAAAAAAGAAAGAAAAGCGAGAAGGAGGACUAUGGUGAGGGAGUGAGUGGAGAAAAAGCAAGACUUAGAGGUGGGAUAGAGAGAUAGAGAGGAGAGAAAGAAAGAGAGGGGGAAGACAUGAAGCUAGAGGGAUAAAGAGAGAGAGCAAGAGAAAGAGGAGAAGACAGUGAGAGGAAGAAAGAGCAAGAAUUAGAGGUGGGAUAGAGAGAUAGAGAAAUAGAGGAAGAGAAGUGAGAAAGAAAGAUUAAGACAGAUAGUAAGAGAGCAAAAAAAAUGGAGCUGAGAUUUUAAGAGAGAUAGAGGAGGGGAGGAAGAAAAGAGUGAAAGGAAAAGAUGAUGGAAAAUAAGAUGGAGAGAGAGAGAUGGAGAGGGAUGAGAUGGAGGGGAACAAGUAAGAAACGAGGAGAGAUGAGAGAGGAAGAAAAAUGGAAGGAGAUAGCGAAGGGAAGUGGAGAGAGAGGAAAAGAGGGAAAAAUACGGAAUAGAAAGCGGACAUGGAGGAGAGAGGAGAAGAAGGGGUGGUCGUCAUGAUAUAGUGUAAGACGGUUUCCAGUGCUGUGAGAUUUCACCAUGUGGCUCUCACUGCUGGUCCUCCUGGCUCUCUGUGCCACGGGAAAAACAGAGGAAAACACGACACAGAGUCCAGCAGGAAAAGAAAAACUCAUCAUUGCCAGAGGAAAACUGAUCGCUCCCAGUGUGGUGGGAUGAUCCAUAAAGAAGAUGCCUGAGCUCUACAAGUUCCUCAUGGAGCGCUUGGCACUGUAUCAUAAUCUGGAGUAUGAUUCAGGAGACCACAAAAAGCCACGUCUUAUCUUCUACAAUGACAAGGAUGAGGAGGUGAAGAUUGUUCCAUUGAAGAAGAUGAAGGCAGAUGAGAUCUGUGAUCUUCUGGACUCUCUUGGUUUCUACAAGAGGUCACAGAAAGGCGAGGAAGUCCCUGAAGAAUUUAAGAACUUCCCCCUGAAGGCACCACGAGACGAACUUUGACCCCUGGUGGCCAACAGCUGUAACUGCACCAAGCAAAAUGACGCCUAGGACCUCAAGGCCUCACAAUCGGGCCAGGUUCUGGGCUGAGAUAGCUUUAGCUUGAUGCAGCAGCUGUUUGCAACUAAUCAGCUAAAUAUGAUGAAUUUCCUAAUAAAUGGUUUUGAAACCUUU